AUGAGUUUCCAGUCGUUGAACUCCUUUGGAAAGGUCUCCUUUCUUAGGCAGCUUUUGACUGAAGACUCUUCUGAUCUCGAUGGUAUCGUGCCGGCACUCCUGAGCACCCACGCAGCUAUGGAUUCGGCAGUUUUGAGAGACACCUCCGCUCAGGUUCUGAUAAAAGCCGCCGAAAAAAAUUCUGAAGUUGUCUCACAGUUUAUAGAGACCGCGCAGACUUCCCUCAAAUCAGGCGGAAGCUCAGCAAUUACCUUAUUGCUUGAAUGGGCCAACGCUCUAUUGGUGGCUUUAGGACCGGUCGCCCAAGACCUCCUAUCAGUACAGGCAAAACUUCUGCUCCGGGCAAUGGACUCAAAUCGCCCGCGUCUAUGCAAAACUUCGCUGCGCCAAACUCGGGCGGCUUGCACCAAAUACGCUGUCAGGCACGGGGCUUCUCCUAUUCUUGAUUUACUGAAAAACAAGUCGCUGGCGGCAUGUUUGUUGGCAGGAGCUCUUGCAGAUGGAGCUGCCGUAAUUGCACCCGAAACACCCGCCAUAGAAGCCGCUUGUGUCGAAGCUGUUCCAGACUUUGUUGCUGCGUACAUCGCCAGUGUUUUAGGCCCUGCGGACCCUGCAUUGACGGACAGUGUGAUUCAAGCCCUUGGCCCGUUUAUGGCAUUGAUCCCCCAGCAAAUCUUUGACGAACAAUUGGUGCCAGCUUAUGGUAGAGCUAUGCUUCGCUCAGCUGAGCUUACUCUGGUGAUAGUUCUGCCACCGGUGAUUAAAGACCAAACCCGGGAUUUGAAUAUGAACGCAUUGGCUGAAAAAUUAGAGCAGUCUCUGCAGUCCAAUUUGUCUUCCUCAAGCCCUCAGGUUCGACAGCAGGCUUCUGAAGUUCUGGGCUUGUUACUGUCUAGGGGUAUUGACGAUUCUCUUGUCACAAAAAUCGCUACCAAUGCGAAAAAGGCCACUAACCCAGCCCAAUCUGCUCUAUAUGCUCAUUCGUUAGCGAGAUACACUUCGGCUAUCUCUCCAGCUCUUCCUGCUGUUAUCGACACUUUAUCAUCAUUCGCAACUAAAGUAAGCACAGAAGCAGGUGUGUCAGAAAUUGCUAAAGCUGUUGUUAAUGCGCUCCCGGAGUCUGAAUCUAUUGUUGUCAAGGGCUUGCAAGACUCAAGAAACCCCCUACGUCGUAUUUGGGCCGUGACGCUUGCAAGUGGGCCCGCUAAACUGACACCCAACAUUGAAACAGCGCUGAAAAAGGCAUACAAAGAUAUUGCAAGUAACGUCAAUGCUGCGAUUAGUUUUAAAUGCAUCGCUAUUGGGUAUGCGUGUGUUCUGCUGGGAGCUGAUGAUGGAGAUGCGCUUUUCGACCCCAGGGUAUACGAGCGCCUGACAGCUAGUGAAGACCUUCAAAUCGGUGUUCAAGCUGCUGGAAAACGCAAGUCCCCUGAAAGUACCCGUGCAAUGACCUAUCUUGCGGCUAGUCAAACUGCAGGCCUUGCUCAGACUGAGUCGGUAUCUGCCCUUGGUAAGGUUUAUCAAGAGAACUCCGAACUUGGUGUUUACAUGGCUCAGGAACUGAGUUCGCACACCGACAAGUGGAGUAGGAUUAGUGCGGUAAUCAAAGCUUUUGGACGUCCUGCUGCUUUGGCCGAAAACACCCUUGUGGCUCUUAUUGUCACUGCCCACCAUCAAAAGGCGCUUCCUCAAACAUGGGUAGGCUUGUGUGCUCGUGCUCAGGUCGAUGCAGGCGCUGUCGCAUCUCAAAAUGUUGAGAAGCUUUUAGAGCUUGUCUGGGAUGCUUCCUCGGCUACAGGCGAAGGCGCUACCGAGUGGCACGCAGCAGCUGCUUCUGCUAUCGCUACUCUUGCUUUUGUCGCGCCGCAAGUUUAUGCACCUCACAUCGUUUCAUACCUAGAGCGUAGCUUGUUACCUGUGGAUGUAACAGCUGAUGAUAUCACAAUCUUUCGUACGGCCCCUGGCGAGCUGGCUAUGACCAAGGCCGUUAUGAAAAAGCGGGAUGUAACUGAACGUGGCCGUGACAAAUCUCUUGACGCCUGGGAAGCGGAAGUGAGACGAGAGCUCGCUGCUAAAAAUGGUGGUAAGCUUUCUAAAGAAGACACCGCGAUGAUGGCGGAACAAACUGUCCGCCGCAACGGGCUUGAAAAAUUCGCCGCUGGAUAUAAGUUUGCUUUGUCCGUCAUACUUGCAUUGUCGAAAGCUGGCGUAGAGAAUGGCCAAAAUGUGUGGUUCCCUCGGGCAAUCACUUUGUUGAUCAAACUGGGCUCCAGCCUGGCCGCUCCACUGGCAGAUGUCGCAGGAACCGUUCAGGCUCUUACAGCUAACAUUUCUGCCCGGUUCACUGACCGUCGUGAGGAUGCUGGCAAAGCAUUGUGUUCUGCGUUCGGCCUAAUCUCUGUUCCAAAUGCUGACGACAUCGCCGUGAGAGUUCUCUAUCGUGCCAAGAUGCUGGGUGAUCAACGUCCAUUUGAUGCAGUUACUCUAGCUUACCUGCUUCCCCUCCUCACAAAAGUUGUCCGCAAUCGAGCAUUCAAAACACCAACACAAGAGGAAAUGCUUUUGCUUACCUUUAGUGUUCUUGCUAGCCAUGCGGAUGAAUUGGCCACCGUCCCUCGCGACGGUUUAGUUGUUGCUUUGUUGAAACUUCUCUCAUCUAGAAAGGACAAGGCCAAGGACGUAAAGGAGUGCUUGCAGCGUAUUGCCCAAGGUGUAUUGUUUGAUAAUGAUGAAUUAUCUGCUUUGCUCUCUGCCGUUGUUGACGACAACCCGUACGUGCGUGUUGCGACCCUUGAAAUUCUUGAUCAAGAAGUCGAUUUAACCGCAUGGAAAUAUGCACCAGAAAUCUACAUUGCAAGCUUUGCUGAGGAUGCCCCCCAGGCAGCCGCAGAUGUUUGGUCUGAGAGCGGAAUGAGUCUACCUGAUGACGCUGUUGAACUAGCCGAGUCUCUGCGCCCGUUCCUGGGCACAAACGUUCGCCAUGCUGUUGCGAAGGGAUUAGCAGCGGUAGUAGCUUCUCGCCCGGAGACUUUAACGACAAUCCUUGAUAUGCUCUAUGAUGCUUUCCGUGUGGCAAGCGAGCCACCUCAACCGGUGAUUGAUGAAUUUGGCCUCGAGAUCAAGACAGCUUUCAAAGAUCCUUGGCCUAUUCGAUGUGGUGUAGCCACCUCUCUAAACCUUCUGGUUCCCGUCCUGUCUGGUGAACAACCGUUGCAACUAGGUGAUUUCGUUGCCAAGGCUGUCGGCGACUCCAACAAUCAAGUUGAUUUUGAGCUUCAAACUUUGGGUGCUCAUCUGGUGGCUUGUCAUGGUGCGGAGCGUGUAGACGAGCUGCUCACAAAGUUCGAGAACCUCGUUACUGUCAACAAACCUCAGCAGGCGCAUGUGGUAUUGUACGGCUUAGAAGCUCGCCACUUAGCCCCCAGCGAUCCAAGGCUGCCAGCGAUCGCGCAGCGUCUGUUAGAUACUCUUGAUUCUUCUGAGCGCGUCCAGCAAUCAGUUAGUGAGGCUCUUUCAGCACUUGCUUCUCGCAUUGAUCCUGCACCUCUGAUGACUCGUUUGCUUGAAUCGCUUGGUGCUAACACUUCGACCGACUCUCGUAGAGGUGCUGCGUACGGUUUAGCAGGUCUUGUUGGUGGGUUGGGUCUUGUGGCUCUAACCGAUUAUGGCGUUAUUCGUACAAUUCAGGAAUACAGCGAAGACAAGCGCGAAGCUGCUCGCCGUGAAGGUGCUCAGCUCGCCGUAGACUGUUUGUCACAACGUUUGAACAAUCUAUUUGAACCAUAUGCACUCGAGCUGCUACCACUAGUUCUUGCAGGUCUGGGUGACAUGAACAACACGGUGCGUGAAGCUGCUGCCACAGCAGCUCGCUCCAUCAUGAAGGUUACUACAACAUUCGGUAUCUCAAAGUCUAUUCCUUUGGCAAUUAAUCGUCUUGAUGACACUGCUUGGCGUGGAAAGAAGGGAGCAGUUGAGCUGCUUGGUACUAUGGCCUACUUGGACCCCCAACAGUUGUCUGCCUCUCUUUCUACGAUUGUUCCCGAGAUUGUUGCGGUGUUAAACGAUACCCACAAAGAGGUGCGAGCUGCCGCCAAGAACUCUCUGCAUACGUUCGGUGAUGUUAUUGAGAAUGCUGAGAUUAAAGCUAUCACACCCCAGCUUCUAGAUGCCAUCUCCGAUCCUACUCGUCACACCGAGUCUGCUCUUGAUGCUCUUCUCGCUACAAAAUUCGUGCAUUACAUUGACAGUCCUUCUUUGGCACUAGUGAUUCACGUUGUGAAACGCGGUAUGCGGGACCGUUCGGCAAAUACCAAGCGUCGUGCCUGCCAAGUUGUGGGUAAUAUGUCUAUUCUGACAGAUGGUGCCGAUCUGGUUCCAUACUUACCGGAGAUCAUGCCCGAUCUGCAAGUCGCUAUGACUGACCCUGUGCCCGCUACAUGCGCAACUGCAUGUAAAGCACUUGGUGCAUUAGUUGAGAAGCUUGGUGAAGAGCAGUUCCCUGAUGUGAUCCCCAAUAUGCUCGAGAUUCUCCGCGAUCCCACAAAGAUCGGCGAUCGCUGGGGCUGUGCUCAAGGUCUCGCCGAGGUUACUCAUGGCCUGGGUGUUGCCAAACUCGAGGAACUUUUGCCCCUUGUUGUCAAGAGCUGUGCCAACCCGCAACCUCAUAUCCGCCAGUCGUUUGUGCUUAUGCUUUUAUUCUUACCUGCCGCUUUUGGACCUUCUUUCACACCAUACCUCUCACAAAUUGUGCCCGCAGUUUUACAGGGACUUGCGGAUUCUGUUGAAGAGGUCCGUGAAAACGCCCUUAAGGCGGGCCGACUCAUUGUCAGAGAUUAUGCUGCCAAGGCUGUUGACUUGUUGCUUCCUGAACUUGAGCGCGGUCUUUCUGAUACCUCAUACCGCAUUCGUCUCUCUAGUGUUGAGCUCACUGGUGAUCUCAUGUUCCGUCUUGCAGGUAUUUCCAAGACUGCUGCUGAGGAUGGAAGCGGUGCCGGUGCCGCUAAUCAAACUCUUGUUGAAGCUCUUGGUCAGACACGACGUGAUCGGAUUUUAGCCGCGCUCUUCAUUUGCCGUGCCGAUGUUAGCGCUCAGGUGCGUACUUCCGCUUUGGACGUUUGGAUGGCUCUUGUUGCUAACACUCCUCGCACUGUCAAGGAGAUCUUGUCACCAUUAACCCACAUGCUUGUCCGUCGUUUGGCUUCUUCUCACGAAGAAACCCAGACGAACGCUGCCCGUGCAUUGGGAGAACUUGUACGUCGUGUUUCUGGUGCACUCGUUCAGCUGUUGCCUACCCUUGAGGAGCUUGCUAGCGAUCCCGAGUCCCGCCAGGGUAUCUGUGUCGGUCUUGUGGAACUUAUUGUUGCAACACCUACUGAUGUGCUCCGUGAGCAUGAGCGUGCUCUUACCGCUCUUAUUCGUGGGUGUCUUACCGAUCCAGUCACAGCGGUCCGUGAAGCGGCAUCUCAAGCCUUUGACGCUCUUCAGGAGGCUCUUGGUGAGGUUGCAUCAGACUUGCUGCCUGAACUCAUUGCUCAGAUGCAAGCUGGUGAUGAUGGAGCUCUUGCUGCUCUGAAGGAAAUGAUGAGCACUAGUGCUGAUGUUGUGUUCCCCGCGCUUGUUCCGAAGCUCAUCGAAGCCCCUAUUACCGACUUCAAGGCUUCAAGCUUGGCAGACAUUUGUGAGGUUGCUGGUGAUGUUCUUUACUCUCGACUUGAAUCGAUCGUAGACGCUUUGCUUUCAGCGGAGGUUUCCAACACGGCGGAUUCUCCUGCUAAUGCUACUGCUCUGGACCGAGUUCUUGGAGUUGCCCUUCCAGAAGUUCAUUUGCUCGAGAAAGUCAAGGCUGCCGAGUCAGCCACACGUGCAUCGGUUCUUGCUCACAUUGCUACACAGCUUGGAUCUGGUGCCACACUUGACUAUGCCUCCGAUUGGGUUACAUUCGGUAUUCUAUCUCUCGAAGAUAGCGAUGCUGGUGUGGUUCAGGGCGCACAUGCUCUGUUGUCUGCACUGACAUCUACUCUGGCUAAGGGUGAUUUGGCUAAGCUCGUACCAGCUGCUCACCAAGCUGUUAAGAUGACAUCGGCUCCUGUCGCCGGUUUCAAUCUCCCCAAGGGUGUCUCAUGCAUUUUACCCAUCUUUUUGCAAGGCUUAUCUCUGGGUUCUACUACUGACAAAGAGGUUUCUGCUUUGGCUAUUGCAGAUGUUGUGGAACGUACUGAUGAGCAGAACCUCAAACCUUUGGUUACCCAGAUUGUUGGUCCUCUAAUUCGUGUGGUUGGUGAGCGUUAUCCCGCAUCUGUUAAGGCUGCAAUUAUGUACACUUUGAAUGUGUUGCUGGCACGGAUUCCUCAAUAUCUCAAACCGUUCCUGCCCCAGCUUCAGCGUACUUUUGCCAAGUCAUUGGCGGAUCCGACCAGCGUUUUGCUUAGAACCAGAGCAGCUACAGCUUUGGGUACUCUUGUUACUUUGCAGACACGUAUUGAUCCCUUGGCCAAAGAAAUUAUUGCUGGUGUCCGAUCUGCUGAAGAUGAGGGUGUUCGUAUGGCUAUGCUGCAGAGCUUAUUUGAGAUUUUGCACAAGGCAGGACAGCACUUGUCAGAACCACUUCGUGGAAAUGUUCUAGAGCUAAUUGAUGAGGUUGAUCUUAAUGAAGCCAAUGUCCGCAUGCAAGCCACCGUUGCCAAGAUUGCAGCUCUCACCUUAGCCCUUAUGGGUCGCUCUUCAAUUGUCAAGCAGGUCAUUGGUGCUCCUAAACUAUUAGCAGUUCUCACUGCUAACGCGUUGCUGGUUUACGCGAAGCAGUUUGUCACUCCGGACUUUGCUAACAUUCUGGCUGGCCACACUCAAGCGACCGAUGCAGAAAUAAGUGAAAAUGCCGUGAUAGGUCUCGGCAAGUACUUGCUUCAGACGGAGGAUCCGACCCACAUGAGUGCUGUCGUAGCUUGCGUUGUGAAAACGGACGAUCACACACCCAAUGUCCGACGCCUUGCAUUGAUGGUUCUGCGCGCGGUAGCUAAACACCGUCGCCACUAUCUCACUCCAGAGGUAUUAGAUGAUCUCAUUGUUCCAUUAUUUGCUGCUGUCAGGGAUACUACAAUUCCUGUGAAGCUGGCUGCCGAACAAGCCUUCUUGGAUGUGUUUGAUUUCGUUGACCGUGACACCGCUGUCUUUGAUGAAUGGUAUCAGGGUGCUCAAACUCGUGAUGUAGUCGCUGGUCCUCAGCAGCGCUCUCUCACGGAGUAUGUCCGUCGUGUUGCUCUUCGUCACGCUGCCGCGCGUCGCGAGCAGGAGUCCGCCGGAAUUUCUCAAGAAGAUGAGGCCGAAAUUUGGCAAGUUGGUUUGCACUCCGAGGUGUGA
This is a messenger RNA of Wickerhamiella sorbophila, 7356 nucleotides long. Its product is annotated as eIF-2-alpha kinase activator GCN1. Gene Ontology annotation, cellular component: cytosol. Bases 1 to 7356 code for a protein of 2451 amino acids. Gene Ontology annotation, biological process: regulation of translation; cellular response to amino acid starvation. The transcript has a single exon. Gene Ontology annotation, molecular function: protein kinase regulator activity. The record is from RefSeq and is a predicted model, not a curated record. NCBI's taxonomy places the organism in Eukaryota, Fungi, Ascomycota, Dipodascomycetes, Dipodascales, Trichomonascaceae.